AUGAAAAGAUUGGAUGUUGGAUAUGUACGUCAAGAUGUAUGCCGGAAAGAAAUGGAAAAACAAUGGAACGAAAUUAACGUAAAUUUACAUAAUUAUUCCAUAAUUUUUUAUACUAUUAUAUUAUCGCGAGAAGAAUUUCAUGGAGAUAUUACAAAUCCCGAGUAA
Meloidogyne enterolobii is the source of this 165-nucleotide messenger RNA. The record is from the annotation of a GenBank genome assembly. NCBI's taxonomy places the organism in Eukaryota, Metazoa, Nematoda, Chromadorea, Rhabditida, Meloidogynidae.